Messenger RNA from Syngnathus acus (greater pipefish), 2235 nucleotides. Its product is annotated as neuropeptide FF receptor 2-like. Gene Ontology annotation, cellular component: membrane. The record is from RefSeq and is a predicted model, not a curated record. Bases 7 to 1485 code for a protein of 492 amino acids. Gene Ontology annotation, molecular function: G protein-coupled receptor activity; peptide binding. Gene Ontology annotation, biological process: neuropeptide signaling pathway. The transcript has 2 exons. Lineage: Eukaryota; Metazoa; Chordata; Actinopteri; Syngnathiformes; Syngnathidae.
UUUUGAAUGCGAGGAGGCAUCAUGGAUCCUCUCCAGAAGGGGCCACUCAACGACACGCCGGGCCUCGGGCCCGAGCCGUCCCCCGACGAGGUGUCGGACCUGGAGAGCAUGCUGCUGUGGACCCUGCACGAGCCCGGCACCAUCGCCUUGACCCUCAUGUACAGCUUGUCCUUCCUGCUGGGCGUGGUGGGCAACCUGAUGUCCCUGCGGGUGCUCACCAACCGGCGGAGUCGGCGUCUGGCGGGCGUGAGCGCCACCCGCAGCCUGCUGGUCAACUUGGCCGUGUGCGAUCUGGCCGUGGUGUGCGUGUGCAUGCCCAUCACGCUGGGCAGCCGCAUCUACACGGCGUGGGUGUACGGCGACCUGCUGUGCCGCGCCGUCCCCUUCACGCAGGCCGUGUCGGUGUCGGCCAGCGUCCUGACGCUCACCGUCAUCAGCGUCAACCGCUACUACAGCGUACGCUCGCCGCUCAGGGCGCGCUCCAUGUUCACCCGCCGACGCAUCCUGGCCACCGUGGCCGUGGUGUGGGCCGCCUCGUCCGCCAUGUGCGCACCCAUCGCCGUGGUCAACCGGCGGCAGGAGAUCAACUUUGAGACCUUCUCCAUUCUGGUGUGCCAGGAGGAGUGGCCCAAGCAUCGCCUCAAGCAAGGAUACAACGUGCUGCUGUUUGCGAUGCUCUACUGCCUUCCCGUCACCUUCAACCUGACCAUCGGCUUCCUGACGGGUCUGCGUCUGUGGGGCGGCGCCCGCUCGGCCUUCGCCGACCUGGACCCGCGUAGCCAGGCCCUGCACGCCUCCCGCCUGAAGAGCCGGCAGAAGAUCGCCAAGAUGGUGGUGUGUCUGGUGCUGCUGUUCGCCGCUUCGUGGCUGCCGCUCUACGUGGCCGAUUUGUGGAUCGACCGCGAGCUGCGCCCGCCACCCUGGCUCCUCCAGACCCGACCGUUCGCCCAGUGGUUGGGCCUGACCAACUCCAGCCUCAACCCCAUCUGCUACUGCUUCAUCGGGGACCUCUACCGCUCGGCCAAGGUGAUCCGGACGCGCUACUAUCAGAAAGUGGCCGCCCUCUUCGGGGGCGCCUCAUUCGUCAGUUCGGGGGCGGAGGCGUCCCCGUCGGCGCCCGCCGCUACCGAGCGGGACCACGUGGGAGUCGGCGUAUCCGAUUCGGUAGCCGCCGUUCCGCGCCUGCUGAUCAAGGAUCUCGGCCAGACGGGGUCCAACAACGGAUCGGGGCACAGCAUUUCGGACUGGUGCCGUUCUAGCCCGAGCGUGUGCGAAACUAGCGGCGGGCUUUUCCCCUGCAGGUGGCGCCCUUUUGACACCACCCCGGAUUCCUCCCUCGGCACCUUUCCAUUGGACUUUCUGCCGUCGCGGAGACACUCGGCCCACGAGAACUUUGGGCCCUUCCUCCUGAGGUUGGAAUCUGGAAUAGACUGGAAUCUUCCUGCCAGGAGGCAUUCGGUCGUCCGCCAAUCGGCUGCGUGUUGAACACAAUGUUUCAGAAGCCAUCAAUCACUCAAGGUAUUAUUUGCUGCAUUGGAGCCCGCCUCCUCAUUGCGCCGCUGGAAAAGUCCAAAGACAGCAAAGAUACGGCCCGCUUGGUCAAAUCACAAUCAAGCAGCUCGGGGGUCGUUACCCCCGAGAAGGGAAUCUGCUGAGAGUAGAACCGGCCCAUGAACGUUGAGAAGAACACGCGUGAGAGUUGAUGUUAAAAACGGGUUUUAGCGCCGCAGAUGACGCUCGAGCAUCCUUAAGGCGCUCGCUCUCUGCUGGCGCGAAAACGAAAGCUGUGGGAAAAUGGAUUGAUUUUGGAAAGAUCCCAUCAAGCAUCACGCUUACGUUGUGUCUUCAUGGUCACUCCAAAAGAACCUCUCGGGGUCGUAGAAAAUGGAUUGUUUUGGUCAAAUGGUAAAGUCUCACAAUGAGUCUUUUAGCCCCCGCCGAGUUCUGAAAUGAUUCGACACGGUUUUUGGCGCCGGCGUCCCAAAGGAGCUUUCUGGGCGGCACUCGAGCAGAUAAAAAAACGUGAAAGCUGAUGGUGACAUUCUUCUCCUUUCAUCUGCCCGAAAAAUUUGCCCUUUCGUCAACAAUGUGUGCAGACAGCUUUUUUUUUUUUUUUCCUUGGUCAGAGUCUUGGUCGCAGUGUGGACAGCAAGCAGCUCGUGUGGUUUGAUCCGCAUUUUUCCUGUACGGCAGCAUGAAAUUUUGUCGGUCAAAAUAAAGGAAACGCACUAACGA